AUGGAGGCGCCCGGGCCGGCCCAGGCGGCCGCGGCGGAGAGCAACUCCCGAGAGGUGGCGGAGGAUACCGCCGACUGGGCGCCCGCGCUCUGCCCCAGCCCCGAGGCGCGGUCGCCGGAGGCGCCUGCCUACCGCCUGCAGGACUUCGACGCGCUGGUCACCGUGGGCACUGGGACGUUCGGGCGGGUGCACCUGGUGAAGGAGAAGACAGCCAAGCAUUUCUUCGCCCUCAAGGUGAUGAGCAUUCCCGACGUCAUCCGCCUGAAGCAGGAGCAGCACGUGCACAAUGAGAAGUCUGUCCUGAAGGAAGUCAGCCACCCGUUCCUCAUCAGGCUGUUCUGGACGUGGCAUGACGAGCACUUCCUCUACAUGCUCAUGGAGUACGUGCCGGGCGGCGAGCUCUUCAGCUACCUGCGCAACCAGGGGUGCUUCUCCAGCACCACGGGGCUCUUCUACUCUGCGGAGAUCAUCUGUGCCAUGGAGUACCUGCACUCCAAGGAGAUCGUCUACAGGGAUUUGGAGCCGGAGAACAUCCUGCUGGAUAGGGAUGGCCACAUCAAGCUCACGGACUUUGGGUUCGCCAAGAAGCUGGUAGACAGGACUUGGACCCUCUGUGGAACACCUGAGUACCUAGCCCCCGAAGUCAUUCAGAGCAAGGGCCACGGAAGGGCUGUGGACUGGUGGGCCCUCGGCAUCCUGAUAUUCGAGAUGCUUUCGGGGUUUCCUCCAUUUUUUGAUGAAAACCCGUUGGGCAUUUAUCAGAAAAUUCUUGCAGGCAAACUAGAUUUCCCCAGACAUUUGGAUUUCCGUGUAAAAGACCUCAUUAAGAAACUGCUCGUGGUUGACAGAACAAGGCGAUUAGGAAACAUGAAGAAUGGGGCGAAUGAUAUGAAACGCCAUCGGUGGUUCCGCUCCGUGGACUGGGAAGCUGUUCCGCAGAGAAAACUGAAGCCUCCCAUCGUGCCCACGACAGCUGGCGACGGCGACACUUCCAACUUCGAAACUUACCCUGAGAAUGACUGGGACACAGCCGCGCCCGUGCCGCAGAAGGAUUUAGAAAUCUUCAAGAAUUUCUGAGGACAGGAGCUCACAUCUGGAAGAAACAGGAAGAUUGGAAUCUGCCUGAAACAAAGAACUGCACCUAAGCAGACCAGAAGCAAAAUGUCUUCUUCACGGCCUGAGGACAUUGCCAGUUUUCUCUGUACCUGUGUGUAUAGAAAUAGAUCAGAGCACAGUUGAAAUUCAUGGAACUGGCAUUAUUUAAGCAACCAGAAUUCCACACUGUAGGAAGGUUUUGAAAAUUGUUUCGUUGUAGAUUUUAUCUUAUCUUUUGGU
Molecule: messenger RNA, 1335 nt
Organism: Pan troglodytes (chimpanzee)
Lineage: Eukaryota; Metazoa; Chordata; Mammalia; Primates; Hominidae
Gene: PRKY
Product: protein kinase, Y-linked
Exons: 9
Coding region: 1-1077 (358 amino acids)
Biological process (GO): protein phosphorylation
Cellular component (GO): cAMP-dependent protein kinase complex; cytosol
Molecular function (GO): cAMP-dependent protein kinase activity; ATP binding
Source: RefSeq, marked provisional